AUGCGCCCCGACAAGCCGCGCGAUCCCGUUGCCGGUCCCGAUGCAGGCCCAGAGACACCCUACCCAGUCCGAUUGUCAGGCCCAGUGAUUAAAGGAUUUGGCCGGGGCAGCAAAGACCUAGGAAUCCCAACCGCCAAUAUCCCCGCCGAUGAUCUCUCCGACAAACACCCCGAGCUGAUCUCGGGCGUCUACUUUGGUGUUGUGGCGCUAGACCCUAAGACAUAUCACCCCGAUUCUUCAACUCCCGAGGCUGUUAUUCUGCCCGCGGUACUGAGUAUCGGAUAUAAUCCUUUCUACAAGAAUACUGUGCGCUCGGUGGAAAUCCACAUCAUGCCCCCUCUGAAUGAACCAUCGCCUACAGCUGCAGCUGAAGGACAGACCAAAUUCAACCGCUUGCCGGACUUCUAUACGACGAAGCUCAAUCUCUUGAUUCUGGGUUACAUUCGUCCCGAGUUUGAUUAUGUCUCGUUGGAGGCGCUUGUGGAGGAUAUUCGACUUGAUUGCGAGGUUGCGCGUGAGAGCUUACUGCGUGAUUCUUAUAAGUGUUAUGUUGUUGAUGAUGAGAAGGCGACUGGGAAGGUGACUGAGGAUCGGAGGUGGUUGAUGAGUUUUGAGUGA
Molecule: messenger RNA, 618 nt
Organism: Penicillium nucicola
Lineage: Eukaryota; Fungi; Ascomycota; Eurotiomycetes; Eurotiales; Aspergillaceae
Gene: fmn1
Product: riboflavin kinase
Exons: 3
Coding region: 1-618 (205 amino acids)
Biological process (GO): FMN biosynthetic process; riboflavin biosynthetic process
Cellular component (GO): mitochondrion
Molecular function (GO): riboflavin kinase activity
Source: RefSeq, a predicted model, not a curated record